Lodderomyces theae is the source of this 801-nucleotide messenger RNA. RefSeq lists its product as uncharacterized. Gene Ontology annotation, biological process: lipid storage; lipid droplet organization; phospholipid biosynthetic process. The record is from RefSeq and is a predicted model, not a curated record. The coding region runs from base 1 to 801 and encodes 266 amino acids. Gene Ontology annotation, cellular component: endoplasmic reticulum membrane. The transcript has a single exon. NCBI's taxonomy places the organism in Eukaryota, Fungi, Ascomycota, Pichiomycetes, Serinales, Debaryomycetaceae.
AUGUGGAGCGUCCUCACCACUCCAAACCCUCAACUUGCAUGGGCUAGUGUCUGCUCAAUCUAUCCAAUUGCUUAUGUGGUGUCUAUUCCUCUAACAUUGGCAUUCAAGCGAUACAAUUCUUAUAUUGGCGAGCUUUGGUUCGUCCAGUUCCUAGAACGCUACAUUGUCAGAAAGUACAUGUUUUAUUGGUUUUCGGUGAUAUAUGCGGCAAAUUUGAUACAGGUUGAGAAUGGAAGAAUAUCACUACCUAUUAAAGACCUCUGGGUCAUUGGUGCCAUGAAAGUUUACCUUUGCAACUUACUUUGGUUGACGAUCUUGCUCGAAUGGUUUUUUGGGUCGCCCAUCUUUGAAAGAAUAAGUGUUGCAACCGGUGCGCACUGUACGACUCCUGACAUUUACAGAGAGUAUCAGUGUGAAAAGGCAGGCGGCACAUGGAUUAAUGCGUUUGAUUCGUCAAGUCAUUAUACUAUGCUAAUAUCGAAUAGUCUUCUUAUAUGGAGGUUAAUUUUGCCUUAUGUGGGUACGGUAUUGUCGAAGACAGGUUUGGGAACGGAAAUGGUUGUCGAGAAUGAUCUUGAAUCUGGUCCGCUGCAAAGUCUGGUUGGUAUCGAUGAGGGUGGCUCACGAUUAAAGGCUGGCUCUAGUUUCACCAAAAAAGCUGUGCUUUUAAUAUCACUUUUGUUUAUUACCUUAUGGUUCAUCCUGUUCUGCAUCACAUCUGUCUUUUAUCACACUAUUCCGGAAAAGCUUGUUGGUCUAAUAUGUGGCAUGACGGUGCCCUUACUUCUAAAAUCCAUUUGA